Molecule: messenger RNA, 9886 nt
Organism: Podarcis lilfordi (Lilford's wall lizard)
Lineage: Eukaryota; Metazoa; Chordata; Lepidosauria; Squamata; Lacertidae
Source: the annotation of a GenBank genome assembly
AUGUCCCAACUGUGCCCGGCCGCCGCCGCAUUCGGAGCCCGAAAGGGGGAAAGGGAAGAAUGGAGACGGAGCGGGGCGCUGGGGGCGGCGGCAGCAGUCGAGGCAGCGGCAGGAGGCAGCGGAGAGGAGUCACGGCGGCGGCCCCCUGAUUCUCCCGCGGGCACCGAGAGAGGGAGGGGGCUGCGUGCGGGGAACCCCCUUCCCCGCUCGACCAAGACGGUAAGGGGGCUUCCCUCUGGUGGAGCAGGCUGAGCCCUUCCACCUGCCCCUCCCGCCCCGUUCGGCGUUACUUCGCAGCUUUCUGGCUCCUUCUCUUCUUUCUUUAAAGGGGAUUUUUUGCAGAAGUUGCGCAGGGAUUUUAGAGGGGGCGGCUUUCCCGGGGGAAUCCUGAAGUUAUUCUUUAAAAGAGAAAGAAAAAGGCAUUCACGCGACGCGAUUUAUUAUUCCGGGAAGGGAAAGAGGCCGGGAGGGAGCUGGGCAGUCGGCGGAAGAGAGCGGCUCUUCUUGGAAGGAGAGCGGGGGAGUUCCUCAGAGGGAGCAGCGGAGGGCAGCUGCUUUGGCCAAGAAGCGGAAAGUGGCCGCCUACUCGACGGCGUGUGCUAAGGACACGGGCCGUGCGGGGGGGGGGGAGGGCUUGGCAAGCCAGCAAAGCCAGGGCUGGGCGAAGAUGCCGUUGUGAGGAGGGAGCCCUGUGGGCCCAGACCUCGGGGGCUCGACGGAGGAAGGCGGCCCGCGAAAGCAUCAUCUUCCCGUUUUCGAGGCUGCUCGGGACCAAAUCCCCGCGCUGGAUGGUGGCUGCCGGCAGCCCCAGAGGCGGCUGGGGUGGAGAAAGUGGUAUCUGUGGCAACAGGAUUUGCAGGCAAGCCGAGGGAGGGUUGGGAUUCUGGCCCGCCGCUUCCCUUUUGCUUUGCUCAGUGGAGCGCUAGUUGCUGACCAGGGGGCCUCGUCGGCUAAAACUUAAGGUUUUUAGAGGGUGUUGCGCAGCAUGCAGAAGAGGAAGAGCGAGCGUGUCUGGAUUACUUGACGUGCCCUUGUAUCUGGAUUUAGGGGCUGAACUGGCCGUGGUGUCAACCGCUGGCGUUUCCACACGGUCCCCUAUGGGAGCGUUUACACGCCCAGGUAAGCCCGUUCGUGUGUGUAGCGUUAGCUCGUCCAGGGAGAGGUGGCUCGGGCAGUUGAGCCGACGGCGGCGUGUUAAUUUCUACACGCGAAUGGGGCUUCUUCCGCGGUAAAGGGACGGUCGGAAGAGAUGCGGAACAAGAUGGGCAAUAUUUUAACCCGUUGCAAGUCUUAAGGUCCCAGCCUUUACGCAGGGGAGGGGCGUGUGCGCGUCCGCUCCUUUAAAAAAAAAAAAUCAAAUGUGGGAUUUUGUUGUCUCCUUUCGGUGUAGAACAGGGCAAUUUCUAAUUCGCCGCGCGAGCCCGGGUUUCAUUAUAAUUAUUAUUUCGAAUUAAGCCGUGCGGCGCGCAAGAGCGUGGUUAUUUUAUUAUUUUUUUGAGGAUGUGGCGCGGAAGGGACAGGAGACGGGGCUUUCCUGCCCGGUCCUGUGCGCGAUUCCUCGGAGGUUCCGCGGGGCUUGGCGCUCCAGGAGCGGCCGAGCGACCUUCGCCUCUUCCUCUUGCCCAGCGCCGCACCUCCCGUGGGCUGUGGAAGCGGGGAGGAAAGGGGGGAGGAUUGCGCUUCCACUUAAAGCCUUUCCAGAGAGGCCUUUGCACGGGCGCGGGGGGGGGGGGAGUCGCCGUGAGCCUGUGCGCGCCCGGCCGCUGUCGCGCUCGCCCUCUGCUACAGCGCGGCGCUCCCUUUGCUUUUGCUCGAGGCCUCUCGCGGCUCCCCGGCCGGAAGAAACGAGCAAACUUUUCCCCCAGCCCUUGGAAGUCGGACGGCGCUGCGCGGAGGGGAGUGGCGCCUUGGCCGCUUGCUCGAGUCCCAGUUCUGGGCCGGGGGAAAUCUUGGAGCGGUUGCCUCCGUCGCCCAUCCCUUAUGCCCGGGCCUCGCCUUCCCGGCUUCUCCUCACCCGCUUUGGAGUAGAUAUUGGUGACCGUGUGACAGCUGAGCCCAGCCGCAGGACCUUCCUUCCUUGCUUUCCCAACCCCGGCCCCUCUGUCUUGGAGAAGGGCCCUGCAACCUCUCCUCAGUGUGGGCUUGAGGGCCGCGACUGGGGCUGAAGUUUGAAGCGGGAAAAGGUUGGGACUUGCUCUGGGCGCCAAAGCAGAUCUCCAAUGUUUGCAUUGCUCCUGGGCCUUCACAGGAGAAUCUUGUGCAUGGUUUGGGGAAAAGUGGAUAGAGAUGUUUUUCUUUGGGGCGGGCUCACCAGGUGAGGCAGUCGCCUCAGGUGGCAUGGUCUACAGCGGAAGCACAUCGCAAUGUCCAUCUAUCUCCUCCUUUUGCUGAUGUAGAUCUUCCCUCACGCAUUCCUGGGUGGGGAGGGGGCCCUUUGUCAUUUUGGGGGUCUGCCAGAUGCCAAAAUAUCUUCCUUUUUUCUACCUCAUAAUAUUAGAACUCCCCACCCCGUCAUCCAGUGAAGCUGAAGGGUGGGAGGGAAAUUCAGGAUAGCUCCAAAGGAAGCCGUUCCUCACACAGCAUAUAACUGAGCCGUAGAAAAUGCUAUAACCAGAUGUAUGGAUGGCCACCAAUUCGGAUGACUUUAGAAGGGGAAGAGGCAUAUUCAUAUUCUAUAAGGCUCUCGGUGGCUACUAGUCAUAGUGACUGUGGAUGCUUCCAAAUACCAAUUGCUAGAGGUCACAAGCAAGAGUGCUGUUGUGCUUAUGUCCUGCUUGUGAGUUCCUAUGGGCAACUGGUUGGAUAUUGGGAGAGCAAAAUGCAAGGCUAGAUAUGCCUUUGGUCUGAGCCAGCGGUGCUCUUCUUACAUUCUUAGAACAUUUUCACAAAUGACAUUUUAUUGCUGCAGUUUCUACCACAGAUGUAAAUCCGAUAUUGCUGUGAGAAAUUUGGCUUUAAAAUUGACAGUCUUUUACUUUCCAUUCCACAUUAGUUAGCAGGAGAGAGGACCAGAGAAGAGGUUCCUUUGCAGAUUUUUGAGAGCGAGACAUCACUGUGUGCUAGAAGUUGAAGGGGGACCUAGCUUCAUCAGGUCAGGUGACUAGCUAUGGAGACAUGGGUGGUAGGAAGCAGUUGAUGGCUUGGGUCUAUUUCUUUCUGGCAGAUGCAUUUUCAGACAAUCAUUUUCUUUCCUUAUAUCUUUCACCACCACUUUUUCUCCCAAGUUACGAGGAUGUUAGUAGUUUCAGAGGACUCUUAUCAUUCUUAUAGAGCACUCUGGGAGUUCUCACUUGAAACAGACAAGCAAAAUGCUGCUGAUAAUAUUUUCAUCUCUUGUGAAGGCUCUCUAGGAAAGCUCAGUCCAUGAUAACUAUCUUAGGCAGAAUGCAUAAAGAAAGCUAAUUCUUCCGCAGUUUCAGUUGUUCUUUAUGCAGAGUUCUGCGCAACUUGAAAGUUACACAAUUAGCAGUUUGUUCAGCAAAAAAAAAUUGGUUGUUUUGCAGAAUUGUAGCAAUUGUUAUUAUGUGGGAUAUUAAGCAGUGCUGAAUUGUUCUUUAAAAAAGUGAGAUUCAUUAUGCUCUGUGAAGUUCCGUAAUAAAGGAACUUUUGACAGCUGCAAUUUGUAUAGGCAUUUCUAUACUGCAGGUUUAUUUGUGUUUGCAAUGUUGUGUUGCAUAGCUUGGGGUGCAUAUAGCUGAUAUUUCCAGGGUUUCCAUGUUAAGAGCAUAUGCUGCAUCUGUGGGCAGAUUAUCCUGGGCCAAAUGGGAUGUCUUUAGGGACAUGUGGGAAUGGCUCUCAGCCCAUGAUUCUGCAUUUGUUUGUACAUAUUGAGGUCACGCUGGGACAACUGGGCUCUUGCUUUUCUCUUUUUCAUCUGAGCUCUCACGAGAAUUGUGUAAUCCUCUUCUUAUUCCACAUGUCUAGCAUACUAGUGACUAUAGCGUAGGAGCAAUUGGUGUCAUGGGUAACUCGUCUGGCAAAACAUUGCUGUGUUGCACAAUUGAACGGCAUAUUGAUGGAGAUGGGGAUUGAGGGUGUUGAAAAAGACCAACUACGUGGAAAUGAAGUCACCGGGGUAUGUAUGUGCCUCACCUUUUUAAACCAGGGAAGUGGAUCAGACAGGUAACAAAGACCAGCAGUCUCUUCCUAUUCUGCAUAACCAGAACAAUGGGAUCUGUCUGUGCUGUGUCCUAGUCAUCAUCUGUACAUUCACCACAGACAAGCAAAUCUCCCUUUACACACAGCGUGUUUCAGUUUUGCGUUGGACUGGAAACUGUAGAAUUCCCCAUGCAGACAGUCCUUACUGAACCCUUUAUCUUUUUUGGGCUGCAAUUGCUCACCAACCCAUGCUUCAUUCCCAAGCGUGGUAGACUGAAUUCCCCACCUAUCACUGCCUAUCUCCUCUAUAGCACUAUUUGGUUGGCUUUCUGUUUGCUGUACGCUGAUGGUGUAAUAAUAAUAAUAAUAAUAAUAAUAAUACUGUAGCAUCAGGCAGUACUUUUCUUGCCCCUUUUAUCACCUCUGCUGUUCUUGAGCAGAAGAUGCUAGUACAAAAAAAAGUGGUAGGACUUUUCUAUGGUUCACCAGAGGACCAUCGCUGGUGCGUGUGUGUGAUAGAACCAUAUAGACAGAAUUCUUUGAUAAAUGCAAUAACUCCACAUCACAGAAAUCUAGCGAGAACUUUACAGUACGUCCACUGAGUUGUAAGAAGCAGAAGAGUGCUAGUCUUUUUUAUGGCCAUUGUAAAACAUCCAGUGUUUAAUUCCACACCCCAAGCGAGAAGGUCAUGUGCCUGGAUUUACCUCUUUGUUCCCCAAUAUUAAUCUGCUGCAAAUAAGUUAUUAAAGCUUGGAGACACCCAAAUGAUAUUGGAGCUCAUUUGUGUGUCAAGGACAGUGCAUGCAAUUUGAUGUGUAAUUUGAGGGAGAGUCACUGCCCUGAAGAGCUUAACGUCUAGACUAAUAAGAUUGACAGAUAGCUAAUCUAUGCUCGAGUAAAAGUGCAUAGAGCACCAGAAUAAUCUGUUCAUAUUCUCCAGUGCUUGAAAUCCCUGCAGCUAUUGGCAGAGGAAGGGGGACUUUCCCCUUUGUCUCAUCUCACUGCUCGGGAAUCUGGAAUCAUAGUUGGACAAAAUAUGCCUCCUCUCCCAUGCAGAGCCAUAUUUUACUCCCACUCUCAGAGGUCUUGGAUGGAAGAAAAAUUACUUAAUCUUGUUUUGCACACUCCUUUUAGAAACUUGGGUUAUGGUAUUUCUGAGGUGCCUGAGAAAUUUGGCUGCAGGAAAAUCUGACUUUGGAAACUGCUAUGGCCUGAUUUAUGCAAGCAGCAGGGUGGCAUCUCUUUGGAAAUGCACAUGCGUUUGCCGUGCUGUUGCAACCCCACUUUCAGGCAUUUUGCUGUAGGAUGGCAAAAGUCUAUAGAAUUGCAUGGUGAGCCUUCUUACACAGAACAUGGAGCAGCCUCCACUCAGUGAGAAACAACCAUGCUGCCGCUUGUGUCAGUUCUGAGAAGUGUUCCAGUGUUUUGCCAACUCUGAACAUCUCCGCACAUGCUUUUCAAAAAAGUGAGGGGCAGGUGAUCUGUAUUCCGGACAAAGGCCUUGUUUUAAGGAAUGUGACCCUUUCGUUGUUAGCCAUAAAGUGCAUGAGUGCAGUUAGCAGUGUUUCACUGAUACCUGUUCGUUGCCUGUUUGCACUGAAAAUGUAGGAGGUCAUGGCACACGACAGAUGCAGAUGGAGUGUUGGUAUCUAGGUUUUGCUUUGUUCCCUCGUUCCUAGUUAUGUGAGAACUCAAGUUUAUGGUUCAGUUUGAAUGCUGCAGUCUGAAGCAUGAGUGUGGGAAACAGCCUGUGGAGAUAUAUACAUUGAAGCUAGGAUGCAAGGAAUAUGUAUGCGUUGUAGAAUGUGUUGUGCAUUCUCUGCAACUUCAGGUUCUUCUCGCUGUCAAACGCAACCGUUCUGCUCUUUAAACAGAAGCUAAAGCAAUGGCUGCAGUGGCAAAUGAAAGUUUCAUCCACAUGCAUGGUUCUCCUUUCUGUUUCUUCUUUAGAUUAUCUGCACAGUUUACUGUUCCCUCACUUGCUCAUCUCAACCUUUUGGGAUCCUAGCCCAAGUACGAACCUAUUCAGGAGAAUUUGCCUGUUCCUUGAAGGUUACUGCACCCCUAUCUGUAAUGUUGUGGGCCAGGAAAAGAUAACAGGAGUGUGAUAUGGCAUUAUUUCAGUAGCUGCAUCAGCAUUCCUUUGUAAAGCCUGCAGUUCCUGGUUAUUCCAUUCAGGGAAAGGAGAAGGAACAGCCUAUAUCCCAACAAGGCCCCCCAAAACCUGUGCAGAUGAGCCUUAAAAGAAAUAUAUAUUAAAAAAAGGAGAAACAGUUUGAAAAAUAAGAAAUCAAAUAUUCGAGGAGCCCCAAGGGGAUCAAAAUUGCAUGUUAAUAAAACCCACACUUGAAUGUAAGCAGCGAUACUUUUCAAAGGAAGAAUGGAUGAAGUUGGCACCUUCUUGUAAAUGUAAAAAACUGAUGGGGAGACACUUUGCUCUUUGGUGGUGAGCUUUGCUUUUGGUCUGUAGUAAAGCCCCAGUGGAAUCUGGUUUGGAUUUUGAAUGUGGGUUAAGUUUCUAGUUGCUGCGCUAUUUUCAUUCACUGCAGGUAUUUGAUUAAUGUUAUUUCGGUGCCAGUUUCCAUUCAGAUGAAUCCCAAAGCGACUUACAAGUAAUAAACAACGGCAACAUAGUGAAACGUAACAGAACAUCACAAAUGCAGCAUAUAAGUCAUAUGAAAUAAUUAACAAAUCAUCAGUAAAACCGAAUAUUUCACUCUCUUCAGGUUAAUUCAAUCCCCUUUUUCAACCUUCUUUUCCCUUUCACCUUGAUUCCUUUUCCAUAUCCUGUCCAAAUAUUUUGAGAAAUAUUUUUUUUGGGGGGGGAUAAAUAAAUACAUUGGAGCUAAAAUACUAACAAAAUGAAAAUACAUUGCUGCCAGUAAAAACACUGAUGCAAAAUACCAAGCCAUGGGGGAUAGACAAUCGCCUUCUGUAUAGGGGCAUGUCCCUGCCUCUGUUGGCAUCAUCUUGAAGACUGUCUGUUUGCAUGUGGCUCUGGAGAGUGAAGAAACCCACGAACAGUUUUAUCACGCCUACCCUGCUGAUCAUGCCGUUUUGGGCUCUCCUCCAGAGGAAUGUGGACUGUUUGCACCAGCUGUGUGUGCUAGAGCCAGUUUUGCCUCUGUGUUGAUGGAAGGCUUGUCCUCGGCACAAGUUUUCAUGUACAGUAUAUACUUCUGUUCCUCCCCCUCUUCCCUGCUCCCCCACCUUUUCUGGAGAUUGCUUUUUCCUGUUUUAUAAAGAAAGUAGUUCGGUGGUAGGGAAUGUGAUCAAAAUCUAAAUCCUAAGCACAAUUGCUUGAAAGCAGUAAAGUUCUAUAUACAUUUGUUUAGGAUUUAGGGGAGUGGAACCUCAGGAAUCAAAUGAGCCCACACUGUCUGGUCCUCAGAACUCUCCCCAGGACCUUGCAGAGCCUGCUGGGCAACACCACGUUCUUUUUUUUUUACUUAUCCUCUGGCUCCACUUACCACUGGCAUAUGGCCCUUGGAAGGGUAUUCAGGAGGGAAUGAGACCCUCCAAAAAGGUCUCCCACUUUAAAUAAUGCACACAAUAUUUAGAAAAUUCUCAUAUGUGCAUGCUGUUGAAAUGAAUGGGAAUUGUACGAGAGCUCAGAAACAGCAGAAUCAUAGAAUUGCAGAGUUGGAAGGGACCAUGAGGGCCACCUGGUCCAAAGCCUUUGCAUUGCAGGAAUCUUUUGCCCAGCGUGGGGUUCAAACCCACAACCAUGAGAUUAAGACCUACCAACUAAGCUAGAAACAUAUUGUUUGUAGCUAAUUUGUCCCCAGAAGAGCAAAGAGACUUGGGCUAGGUACAAACCAUACAUUUAAAGCACAUGCACGUACCCAAUUAAUCCCGGGAACUGUAGUUUAUUCCCCCACAGAGCUAAGAACUGCCUUUUUAAUGAGCUAAUAUAUUUGUGUUGAGAUGUGCACCAGUCUGUUAUGUGUAAGAAGGGUCAGGGACAAAGCCCAUAAGAACGCAGGAGCCUUCUGGAUCAAGCCAAUGCCCCAUCUAUUUCAGCAUCCUGGCCUCUCUGUGGCCACCCAGAUUAUUAGAAAUUGAUUUAGCGUUGCCAUUACCCCAGGCACAUCUCUUCUGCCGUUUCCCCCUUGUGCCUCCCUUCACCUGCUUUUGACUCAAGCAGCAAGAGUUUGGCUGGUACAGUUUAGCUGGCAUAGUUGCGCCACCCCGAAUUACUGCAUCAAUGAAAAAUCUCCUGAAUGUUUACUGGAAUUCUUGAGCACGUCUAAUGGCAAGAUUACAAUUUAAAUAAUAUAGGCUGCCUUUUCCAGUUAAGACUCUGCCAGAGUGGCUUGCGAUACCGUACCAACAAACCGAUGUGAACAUUAAGCCCGGCACAAUAAUAAAAUGCUCGUUAUUAAAACAAUCCAUGGUAUGCUUUACGAUCCACACAAACACACCAGUAAUGCAUACACAUUCCUGCAAAAGUAAAUGAAGCCGCCUUUUCAGUUAAAUAUAUCAGUUUCUAUUUACCAAUAAAAAUUCUUGGCCAUAAUGGACAGAGACUGUUCCAAGUCUCCUCAUAAAUGGCAUAGGUCAUCAUUCUUAGAUUUAUUUGUUUGUUAUUUAGAUAUUUAUAAACCUCACUUUCCUAAGAAAUGUAACAAGGCACUGUACAACAGAAAUGACAAGAUCUCUAUGGAUUGUGGCUAACGGUCUCUUGUAUCUGGCUUCAGAAACUGGUCGUGGGAGGACACUGAGGCUGUGGAAUAACUGGUAAUGUCUCCACAGCCUCAGUGGUUGAGGGUGGAGUGUAAGGAAUCAGGGGACCUGUGAGGUAAUUGGGGGCCCAAGUUGUUCAGAGCGUCAUAAGUUGAAUAUUACCAAGUGCACAUGUGUUUCUGAUAACACACUACGGACAACAUGUAAAUGUGUGUCAUCAUGGAGGCACAGUUUUUCCAGUGCAGUUGUGCAGCAGUCCUCUUGCUUUUUUUGUUGCUCUGCAGACCUUAGAGAUGGGCUCUAAAGUUUCUCAGUAAAACUUGUAAAUUGUGUGUGUGUGCGCGUGCGCAUUUGUAAACACAGUGAUUCCAUUCUGGAAGUUCUCCUGUCAUUGCCAAAUGCUGACAAUUAUUAUUUGUUACUCCAAAAAGCUCAGAGCAGCAUACAUGAGAUAAAUCCAGGUUUUAUAUUCCCAUGCACUCUGCUAAAUUCUAAUAAGAGUAACUUGCAUGGCACAGCCUUGCAUGGGUGUUUUGACUCCUUGAUCCAGAACUAGCAGUCUGUUCACUGAGUACAGUUUUUUUUACCUCAUUUCCUCUAUUAUUGUUUCGUUAUGCAUUAAAUUUGUUAGUGGCUUUAUCUUGCCCAGGGCAACCCAAAGUGACUUACAGCUAAAUCUCUAGAACUCUCUCCUCAUUGAGUCUCCCAGACGCCCAGUGCUCUUCAGGAAAAAGUUUUAAGAGCUUCUGGGGAAAGCGUUUUGUUUAUUGUUGGAUUGAUUUAGUAUAAAACUUCCUGGACAGUUUUAAUUAUGACAUAUUUCCAUAUUCUGCAUGCUCUUAAUCUUAUCUUUGUUCACCAUUUUGGAUUUCACAAGCAAAGCAGCAAUGUGGAAUAUAAUAACAUACCAGACUGACUCUUGGGAAGAAUUCUUUUGAUAAAGAAGAAGAGAACUGCAUGACUAUAUCUGUGUUCUGCUUUCUUCCAGAUACUAAAUAGCAGCGAGAUGGAAGUUUCGGGGUUCCCCUCUGUGUACAGAAAUUCUGAAAACUCUGAACUGAAGAAGCUUGAAAGUGGCACCUGCUCCUUGAGACUUAUGUAG